AUCAAAUCCGAGUAUCCGACAUUCCGACCCAUUGCCCAUUUCAUAUCAGAAUCUCUUGUCGAGCUAUAUUCACCAAUCACCUGAAACACCUCUCUCUCGACGACCUGUCUUUCAGUUCCACCCGUAGAACAGUAAUCAACAGAAAUGGCGGAUCAGCUCACUGACGAUCAGAUCUCAGAGUUCAAGGAGGCUUUCAGUCUCUUCGACAAGGACGGCGACGGCUGCAUAACUACCAAGGAGCUUGGGACGGUAAUGAGGUCUUUGGGACAAAACCCAACUGAAGCUGAGCUCCAGGAUAUGAUAAAUGAAGUGGAUGCCGAUGGUAAUGGAACGAUUGACUUCCCAGAAUUUUUAAAUCUAAUGGCGAGGAAGAUGAAAGACACUGAUUCUGAGGAGGAGCUGAAAGAGGCGUUUAGAGUUUUUGACAAGGACCAGAAUGGUUUCAUCUCCGCUGCUGAACUACGCCACGUGAUGACUAACCUUGGGGAGAAGCUUACAGAUGAAGAAGUUGAUGAAAUGAUCCGCGAGGCCGAUGUUGAUGGUGAUGGGCAAAUCAACUAUGAUGAGUUUGUUAAGGUUAUGAUGGCUAAGUAAUAAUUCCUCACCCUCCCCCCCACCCUCCCUUAUACAAAAUCUUUCUGCUUUUGAUACAACAACAUCCAAGCCUUCAACCAUAUCUUUCUGGUUUUGAUAUGGUUGAAAAAUUGGAAAGAAUGCCCGAAACUUUGAUUAGUUCAGCAAAUAUAACUAUAACGCAUUUCUUUUCCUUUUUUCUUUUCUAUUUGGAAUGGAUUAAUGGUUCGACCUUCGAUCACCGUGUUUUUUCGUAGUGCUACCUCCGUCCCGCUAUGAUUGCCCC
This is a messenger RNA of Cuscuta europaea, 859 nucleotides long. NCBI's taxonomy places the organism in Eukaryota, Viridiplantae, Streptophyta, Magnoliopsida, Solanales, Convolvulaceae. The record is from the annotation of a GenBank genome assembly.